UCACACCAGUAGUUGCCGUCACAUCCAUCGCCGCUGCCGCCGCUGAUAACCGCUUACCCCAACCACCGCAACAACGGAACCGCCAUCCAGAUCCGCAACCAUAGAGUCCGAUCGCAAGAGAAAAGAGCCUGCAGCUUUACCUGCAACCGCUGCCGCAGAUCAUCGAAGCCACCACAAACACCGUCACGAAAAAAGUCCAAAAUGUCUUCUUCUUCCGACAAAGUUAGGGCUUUACACAUACUGAUUAAACACGAAGGAUCUAGACGUAAGGCGUCAUGGAAGGAUCCAGAAGGUCGCAUCAUUAGCAACACCGCCAGCGACGCUGCAGUCUCUCAGCUCAAAGCGCUCCGAGACGACAUACUUUCAGGGAAAUCGAAGUUUGAAGAUGUGGAGUCUCGUUAUUCUGAUUGUAGCUCUACUAAACGCGGUGGAGAUCUCGGUUCGUUUGAAAGGAAGCAGGUAGACGAUCUUCGGUUUGUGGCUGAACUAGGUGCAGUUGGUUCAAAAAGGAAUGAAUGAAAGAAAAAACUUCUAGAAGAAAGGAAAA
Molecule: messenger RNA, 547 nt
Organism: Helianthus annuus (common sunflower)
Lineage: Eukaryota; Viridiplantae; Streptophyta; Magnoliopsida; Asterales; Asteraceae
Product: peptidyl-prolyl cis-trans isomerase Pin1
Exons: 1
Coding region: 202-519 (105 amino acids)
Cellular component (GO): cytosol; nucleus
Molecular function (GO): peptidyl-prolyl cis-trans isomerase activity
Source: RefSeq, a predicted model, not a curated record